Messenger RNA from Pogonomyrmex barbatus (red harvester ant), 1760 nucleotides. It is a transcript of the gene sowah, whose product is annotated as ankyrin repeat domain family member sosondowah. The record is from RefSeq and is a predicted model, not a curated record. Lineage: Eukaryota; Metazoa; Arthropoda; Insecta; Hymenoptera; Formicidae.
AACAGAGCGAGUUCGCGUCGUGGACGGCCGUUCGCAGCUGCGAUGUCAGUUCGUCCAAGAUGGCGACCCCCAGUGAGCUGUCCCUCGAAGAGAUUCGCAACUACCUGCUGGAAAACGGGGGCACGGCGCGCAAUCACGACCUGGUGAAGCAUUUCAAGCGGUUCCUGACGGACCCGGAGACGCGAGUCGAAGCGAGGAACCGUUUCAAGGAGUACGUCAAUACUCUGGCUACCAUAAAGAACGAGGAGGGUGAAAAGUACUUGGUACUCAAGAAGAAAUACCGGCAACCCUUCUUAGACCUUUCGUCUCCUAAGCAAGUGGCAUCUCCUCUCGCCACUCCCGAUUUAGCUACUCCAGUUUCUCCUCUGCGAGAACCUCCGCCUUAUCGGCCACCUCCUCCUGCACCCCUCAGUCCAUCUUCAAGUAAUUUUCAUGCGAGUCUCGAAGAUGGUGCGACGUCAAUCUCCGUGCGUGAAAAAAAUGACGAUCCGGAAUCGAUCGCGUCGGUGUCGUCACCGCCUGUUCCACCGCGUCGCAAAAGUCAGGACAAGCUCAAAGUGGAGAACAAGGAAAACGUCGACAGAAACAGGAACAGCUCCUCAGAAGCCGUCAUAAAGGAAGAUGAAGGACCAACGACUACAAAUCCUUCUUCGGCGGAGCAACUCAGCUUUCGCGAACGAAUGCAACGUUUCAAUCGGAUGGCUAGUGAAACCGAUCUUCAUGCACGACCUAACGAUACAACUGUACCUGCUAGAAAACGGACAGACAAAGGCGCCGACGAGGAUGACAGCGCUUCCGUUGCCUCGCAACUGGAUGGAAAAUCGCGGGAGUGGCUGGUCAGAGCGGCACAGGGGGACUACCAGGCGCUGGCGAAGCUCGCUGCCGAGGAACCUCGUCUCACCAGGCUCAAGGAUCCGACUUCCGUGAGUAUAGGUCAUUAAGUUACCAGCCAAAUGCUACAAAGUAAUGGGUUCGGGCCGGGAGAGAAAAGCCGAGCCGAUGGUCGGCAAUUAAUUGCGGGGCGCCGGUUCCUUCGUGGGCACGAGAGCUCGCAGGGCGCGUUUUGCGCGAACGGCGAGAAGUUUUGCCCGUAUCAGCGUGCAUGCAGUUUGCACUUGCGUUAAUCGUUGAAAAAUGAUCGCGCGAAGAUGCAAGACGCGAAGCGUUGUUAAACUAGUAGCAAUAAUUCGCGAGUCGAGAAACUGUGCGGCAAAACUUCUCCCAUCGUUACAUUAAUGGCAUGUGUUUUUGUUACAUAUUUCCGAUGGAAUCGUCGUUUAAUCUUCACGGACAAAACAUCAUUGUGUACCACAUUCAGGGCUAUACGGCUUUACAUUGGGGCGCCAAACACGGCGACGAGAACAUCGUUAAAUUAAUAGCGGGCACCUACAGAGACUGCAUCAAGAGCGUCAAUGAGACUACGGUGAGUAGUCCCUUCUCUGAGAUUACUAAAUAAAACGUUCAUUUAGUGCACGUUUAAAUAUUAACACACUAUAAGAACAAUAAUAUUACAUGUAAAAUAUUGAUGCGAUUACUCGAUCUUACAUUAUUGGUUCAUUAAUGAUACAAGAUCAAAAAUCAACUUAAUCUUUCAUAUUUUUUUUUCUGUUUUCGGCCAUCGGAUGUCUCCAUCGAAUGAUGCAGAAUGGGGGCUACACGCCGCUGCAUAUCGCCAUGCAGUUCGGACACGAGAACAUAUUCAAUCUCUUGGUUCAAGUGUACGGCGCGAAUCAAGACGUGCGCGAUUACAGCGGAAGGAA